UAAGUUGGCCAGCUUACGAUCCCCCGGGGCUCUAUCACAUCACUGUUCUAACAAUGGCAGCAGUAAGAGAGUUCACUUCAAGCAAGUGAAAAAGAAAGGAUAGAAAACUGCAAAGCACGAUGACGAUGAAGCAUCAGAGCCAGAGACCAGGGGAUGCUCUACCGAGCACAGCCCUGCUCAAUAUAUUCUGCAAAACCUCCAUUAAAGAUCGAUUUGACAAUAUCCCAUUUGUUUGCAAAUCAUGGGCUUAUGCCUCUGCUGACCCGCACUGCUGGGCUUCAAUGAUCGCCGAAUCAGAAUCAGAUUCUUUUGAGGUUGCGUUUCUUAAGGAUUCUUAUCCUUAUGGUUCAAGUUUUGUUGACCCUUUUGACGGGAGACGUAGCACCGAUCCCCAACGUGGCGUGAUCUGCCUGCAAGCGCUGAUUCGAAGAGCUGGUGGCGGUGCCGCCAUCAAUUCGCUGUAUUUCUUCCCUUUUCUCACUUCCGUCGUCAGCCCUCCUAACGAUGAUGAGCUUCUUCGGCUCAUAGCUAAGCACUGCCCAAACUUGAAGCAUCUUUCUUUUCAUGGAUCUUUCCAUGCCUCAGAGGAAGCAAUAUUCAAUGUUUUUCGCAGCUGUCGAGAACUGGAGCUUAUUGACUUCUCCAACACCCCAUAUUGCUAUACUUCGAUUUUGCAAGAAUUGAGUUGCUGCUGUACUAAAAUUAGAGGGGUUAGAAAGCAGGAUGUUCUUGAAACAAACUUUGCUUAUGAUCUAACUAAAUGGUUUCCAAGAUUGAGGCUUUUGAAUGUGUCCUAUUCUACCAUUGUUGAUUUAGACAUGUUUACUAUUGUUACCAAAUGCAAGGAACUUCAGUAUCUAGAUGUUACAGGCUGCCAGCAAUUGAUUCGCUACAUGGACAUUGUGAAGAUAGCUUCAAAGAGGAUACCAGAAAUCCUGUACGAUUGAGCUUUUGGAUAAGAUGUAUUUCUUGUACGAAUACUAUUUUAUUUAAUGUCCCCAAUGAAAUUCUGAAGUGUUCUUCAAGUUUUGGUUAUCCAUUGGAACU
Olea europaea var. sylvestris is the source of this 1047-nucleotide messenger RNA. Its product is annotated as putative F-box/LRR-repeat protein 19. The transcript is spliced from 2 exons. The coding region runs from base 120 to 947 and encodes 275 amino acids. Lineage: Eukaryota; Viridiplantae; Streptophyta; Magnoliopsida; Lamiales; Oleaceae. Gene Ontology annotation, molecular function: protein binding. The record is from RefSeq and is a predicted model, not a curated record.